Molecule: messenger RNA, 2120 nt
Organism: Leptonychotes weddellii (Weddell seal)
Lineage: Eukaryota; Metazoa; Chordata; Mammalia; Carnivora; Phocidae
Source: RefSeq, a predicted model, not a curated record
CCUAGCAUACGCUUUAUCAUUCCUAUUGCUCCUUGGGAAUUUCCCUUGGGAAUUUCCUCCUUUGGACUAGCACCAUUGGCCUCAUCUAGCCAAUGUCACGGACUUACGGCUCUCUCCAAUGAUCUGCUUUUCAGAUAACAGCAUCCAGUCAAUUUUCUGUUGUUGUUGCUGCUGUUCCAUGCAGAAGAGACAAGUCAGAGCACAUAUAAGCCUGAGCAAAGAUGAAGAAUUUUCAGAAAAAUACACCCAGCGUCGCAGGCUGUGGUUCAGGGAAUUGCCAAGCAAGAAGCAAUCCAACAGAGACCAUGUGCAACCAUCAAAACGCAAGCCACUGCCUCCCCUCCCACCCUCUGAGGUUACUGAAGAGAAGAUCCAAGUAAAGGCGCUGUAUGAUUUUCUGCCCAGAGAGCCGUGUGAUUUAGCAUUAAAGAGAUCAGAGGAGUACCUGAUAUUGGAGAAGUAUAACCCUCACUGGUGGAAGGCAAGAGACCGUUUGGGGAAUGAAGGCUUAAUCCCAAGCAACUAUGUGACCGAGAACAAACUAACCAAUUUAGAAAUAUAUGAGUGGUACCAUAGAAACAUUACCAGAAAUCAGGCAGAACAUAUUUUGAGACAAGAGUCUAAAGAAGGUGCAUUUAUUGUCAGAGAUUCAAGACAUUUGGGAUCCUACACAAUUUCUGUGUUUAUAAAAGCUAGAAGAGCAUUCUCCUGCACUCAGAAAGCAUCCUGUGCCUUUCUGCUGGAGGAUGUUCUCUGGCUGUGGGAACUCGGGGUCCCCAUGGCACUCUCAAGGGCAAAAAUGAAUCUGCUCACUGGUGUGUGUUUUUUCUUGAACAGGAGAUUGUCUCAUCCCAGGCUGGUCCAGCUCUAUGGAGUGUGCAUCCAGCAGAAGCCACUGUAUAUUGUGACCGAGUUUAUGGAGAACGGCUGCCUGCUGAACUAUCUCAGAGACAGAAGGGGGACGCUUACGAACGAGAUGCUGCUGAGCAUGUGCCAGGAUACCUGUGAAGGGAUGGAGUAUCUGGAGAGGAACUGCUUCAUCCAUAGGGAUUUAGCAGCAAGGAAUUGUCUGGUCAGUGCUGCAAGUAUAGUGAAAAUAUCGGACUUUGGAAUGACGAGGUACGUUUUGGAUGAUGAAUAUAUCAGUUCUUCUGGAGCCAAGUUCCCAAUCAAGUGGUCCCCUCCUGAGGUUUUCCAUUUCAACAAGUACAGCAGCAAAUCUGACGUCUGGUCAUUUGGAGUUUUGAUGUGGGAAGUUUUCACGGAAGGAAAAAUGCCGUUUGAAAAUAAGUCAAAUUUGCAGGUUGUGGAAGCCAUUUCUAGAGGCUUCCGGCUGUACCGGCCUCCACUGGCGCCGAUGGCCGUCUACAAGGUCAUGUACGGCUGCUGGCACGAGAAGCCUAAAGGCCGCCCUACAUUUGCUGAGCUGCUGCAGGUUCUCACAGAGAUUGCAGAAACCUGGUGACUUGAAUGGAAUGCCAACCCAGAGGAUCAUCUCGCAAAAUUAUCACAAAAGGAAAUCCUGCGUGGGGUGACUGAUGACGAACACCUUCCUUUAGAGUGGCUAACUCUUAGAAACAGUGCAAAGAUCACAGGCUUUUCAAACUUUAAAAUUUAAGAAUAUUCUGGAAGUAAUUUUUCUACACGGAUGUUGGAGAGGGACUUCCAAACUCUCCUUUUUUCUGUACUAUUCUUUGUGUCCCGUAUGUGAAGAAGGGAAAAAUGCUCCAUAACCAUCUUCAUAGUGGCUACUCUUCAUGAGAAUAGCCCUGAGAGCCCCUGAGGAUAUAUGAAAACUUGACUCAUUACAGAGCUGAGGAAAUUUCUUUUCUGAAGAGGAGUGACAUCCUUCACUUCAGGGACUCACUGAAAUAAAGAAAUUCUGCUAACGCAUGGAAUAAAGGAGCCUUCUCUGCAGAAUUUAAUGCUUCUGAGCUGUACAGAUCUUUAUGGAAAAUGCACCUUUACAAACCACAUGAAUGUGAACAUUCUUAAGCUGUCUUUUAUAAUCUUCCUUAUGUUAUUUAACAAAUUGGUUUUACACAUAUCUGAUUAUUUUGGAGACAGUUUCUUGUAUUCCAGUUUUUUUUUGUUGUUUUUUUUUACGUAGGCACGGAGCC